This is a messenger RNA of Brassica rapa (field mustard), 3041 nucleotides long. RefSeq lists its product as uncharacterized. Lineage: Eukaryota; Viridiplantae; Streptophyta; Magnoliopsida; Brassicales; Brassicaceae. The record is from RefSeq and is a predicted model, not a curated record.
UCAUACCAAACUAUAAUAACAUUUUAAUACCCUCUCUGAACAAGUUGUGCAGCAAAAACAAUGGGAAGGCCAAAACCAGAAGACUCAAUUCGACAUUUCAGCCAUCCACAUCCAUUGUUCAACUCAUCUCUCAAUCCUCAAGCCAACUCUUCUUCUUCUUCUUGCGUGGUUUGCAAGUUAAAGCUUCUCAAUCUUCCUUCAUACACAUGUAAGCCAUGCAACUUCCACAUCCACCUAAAAUGUUCCGAAUUACCUCAAAAGAUCAGACACCCUUUCGACAAAAACCAUCUCCUGUCUCUCAUCUCCUCUCCAAAAUACCAAGAAGGGACAUUCCGCUGUGACGCAUGCGGCAAAAACGGUGACGGAUUCGCUUACCACUGUGGAGACUGCGGUAUAGAUCUUCACACGGUUUGUGCCAACAUGCCUUCUCGUGUCACGCACCAAUCUCACCCUCACCACCAACUUUAUUUAACGUUUUCCAUGCCGUCUCCGGGCGGGUCCGGAUCCGGAUCAAGAUCAGCUGCGGCCGCUAGCUUCCGCUGCAGUGUGUGCCAAGGACUCGGCUCUAACUCGUGGCUCUAUAGCUGUAAAGAGUGUGGUGGAUUCGAUGCUCAUUUGUUGUGUGCUAGAAAGAAACUACCUAGUCCAACAAAUAUGGUCCAACAUGGUCCAAACCGGCCGAUGCAACCGCACUCUAUCGCCACGACGCCGUUUGUUAAUGUUCCUAGUCCAGUUUUUAAUAAUCCUUAUCCGUUGGGGACUCCAACAAUGAGUCCUAUCAUUAGACCUAUGAUUAAUGAGAUGAUUAAUAAUCUUGUAACCAAUACGCCACAAAGCCCAAGCCAAGUUUCUCAGCUUCUUGAUUUGCUCGGACCAUUUGGACUGGGAGGUGGAUCCGGUUCUUCUUCAUCUUCCGGUAUAGGGUUUGACCCGUCGGUUUUCUCAUCUGUUGGCCAACCAUUUGGACUGGGAGGUGGAUCCGGUUCUUCUUCAUCUUUUGGUUAUCUAGGGUUUGACCCAUCGGUUUUCCAAUCUGUUAACCAACCAUUUGGACUGGGAGGUGGAUCCGGUUCUUCUUCGUCUUCCGGUUAUCUAGGGUUUGACCCGUCGGGUUUCUCAUUUGUUGGCCAACCAUUUGGACUGGGAGGUGGAUCCGGUUCUUCUUCAUCGUUUGGUUAUCUAGGGUUUGACCCGUCUGUUUUCCCAUCUGUUGACCCUUCAGUGUUUGCUGGAUUUGAUCCUUCCUUGCUUUCAACGUUGUUCUCCGGACUUGGUUUUUUAUGAGUAUGCAGAUUUAUCUUUGGAUUUUGUCUUUUUGCGUUUGUUACAAAAUUACUCAGUGUUCUGUCUGAUUGCCAUGUUUCAGGGACUUAUUAUAGUAAUGUUUUUUGUAACACAAGACUUACAGUAAUGUAUUUGAACACUUGAUGUCAAAAAAUGGUAGUGUACUUGAACACUUCAGAUAACAAACAAAAUUGUUUAAUCUUUUCCUGCUAGCAUUAUCCAUAUUGUCGAUUGAAGACAUGUUUCUCAAUAUAGCAGCCUAUGUGAUAUUUAUUAGUAGUGAAUGAAAUACAGUUUGCUAUCAGAUUAUGCAUAAAGCAAUGGAAGUCUUAGGACAAUAAUUGCUAUACAAACCCAAUGAAGAUUUUUUGUUAGUUAUUACAAUGUUUGGUAAAUAUGUAAUAUUUUAUUUUGCGCUUUCUACAUCAUUAUUUUACUUACAUUAAGACAUAUAAAGAAGCAAGUUUUGGAAAACUAUGGACUUAAAAUUACAGAAAAUUGAUCAAAUAUGUAGAUUCUCAAAGGAAAUGUGGACAACAAUGAAACUUUCAUAAUCUUUAUUGAAUAAAAUUUAGCCGAAAAAAAACAAUCAAAAUGAAAAUUGAUGAUAUGUACCAGUGUUCAAGUAGAGACAACGGAACUUGAUUUAAAUCAAGACCCAUCUUCAAACGAGCUCGAGACUACUCACUCGCUGAUCGAAGAACGCAUAAGACAGCUCGAAGCAAUAGUUUCAAGAAUCAGACAACGAGAAACAACAACACCAGCACCACCACGAGCCUCGGUGCCUAGAGACUCUACCGCAGGAAUUAAUUAUACACGAGAGUUCUAGAGAGAGAAACGUCGAAAACCGUGACAACAAGACUUACUUAAUAGCAAAGGCAUUGAACAUGGAGAGAACAAACUCUACUGUUCCUGGUGAUUACUUUGACUGUAACAUAUGUUUAGAGAAUGCUCAAGAUCCGGUUUUGACUUGAUGUGGUCACUUGUUCUGCUGGGAAUGUUUCUAUCAGCUGCCUCUUAUUUAUCUGAACGUUAAAGAAUGUCCGGUUUGCGAUGGAAAAGUGACUGACACUGAGGUGAUUCCCGUAUACGGUAAUGGAGAUGAUAGUGAGAGUAGUAGUAAUGCUAAAAGAGUGUUAAAGAGUUGAAAGCUUUCGUCAAAAGAUUACAAACCGGGCGGUUCCUUUUAUUCCGGGGUCUGAAACAGUGGAGCAUUUUAGGAUAGGACUGCAAGCUUUAGCUCAAGGCGAUGAGUUCGGUCUGAGCAACAUAGUAUUUGUUAAUGUUUUGAUCAAAAAAAAAAAGGCCUAAUACCCGCAGGCUAAAAAAGAUCGAUCCAACUUGAUACAUAAAAGCCUAUUUGCGAGAUAUUAAUCUUUUUUUUUUAACUUUAGUUUCGGCCUUUAGAUCAUAUUUAGGCCGCUUCAGUUUGUUGGCCCAGCAUGCUAUGGCUAUGUUAUUUUUUCAGAACUUGACAUAUUUAGAAACAAAUCAUCAAAAUUGAUAAAUCGAUGGAUAAAACAAUAAUUUUGAAUAAUCAGCUAUCUUUACCAUAGUCUUUUCUGUUUUUGUGCUACUAAUCUUUCUGUUUGUGUACUACUAAUCUUUCUGUUUUUAUAUGACUCUUAUAUGAGUUUUUAAUUUUUUCUACUAUCAUUUUUUGUUUACAGAAAAAAAAAGUUUAGAUUCAAAUCAUUUAUUUUCUUGUCAUUAAUUUAAAUAACUUCUUUAAGAAGUCGCGAAAAAACUAUAAAUUA